ACCACCAUGACGCUGCUCUGGCUCCAAGGGACGCUCCUCCUGCUGGGGAUCUGCUCGGCCUCCGUGCUGGGCCCGCUCGAGACGCUGUGGGACGAGCAAGAGAAGAGCGCGGGUCAGGAGGCGCCGUACCCGCCGUACCUGCUGCAGUUCGGGCGCACGCUGACGAGCGUGACGCACGCCCUGCUCGAGAAGCACGAGAACGCGGUGAACGAGCGGCUCAAGCGACUCGAGAUGCUGGUGGACGGCGCCUGCAGGCCCCCGGCCGCGCUCGCCCAGCCCGCGGGAGCCGACCUCGAGGCCAGGCUGACGAAGCGGCUGGACGGCUUCUCCGACCAGAUCUCCGCCCUCCUGCAGUCCCUCGGCGACUUCGGCGCCAACGUCCACUUCUUCAUGAAAAAGACGGAGGACAACAUCUUGGCCUUGCCCACGAAGACGGACAUGGACCACGUGCAGGCGCGGCUCAUGGCGGCGGUGCGAGAGGUGACCUCGUCGGCGCGGGCGGGAGCCAAGGCGCCCGCGCCCCCCGCCAAGACCCUUGAGAAGAGGCUGUCGUCCUUCGUGACCCGCGACGACCUGGCCAAGCACACGCGCCGCCUCGACUACCAGCUGCAGAGCCUCAGGGACCAGAUGGGCAACGCGUCCCUGAAGGAAGUCCUGAACCUUACGCGCAGGACCUUCCGAUCUGUGUCGUCCCUCCGACCCCUGUACGAAUCCCUGGCCAAGGUCGCCAGCAACUGCGACCUGGAGGAGGGGCAGUUCGACCGCCUGGAGGAGAUGAUGCAGGAACUCUCCGAGGACGUCGACGAGAACAGCAGCGUCCUCUCGGGAAUGAGCCUCGCCCUCGAGGACGCCGAGGACAUGCUGGCCGACAGACUCACGGCGCUCGAGAGACUCACGGAGCGGCUGAACGGCGACAGAGCCGACAGCGAACCGCGGGAAGUCACCUCGAGGGCGUCCACGACGUCCGCCCCGACGACACAAGAAUCGAUGGCGGAGUGCCUUGACAGCCAGUUCAUGGGCGGCAGGAACUCCAUGGACGUGUGCAGCCUCGCCGUCCGUUAUAACAAGUGCCGCCUCCAAGUGGUCGCCUACCACUGCUGUCGCUCGUGCACUGACGCCGGCCACACGCCCGAAGUGGGACCGCACCGCUUUCUCGAUUACCCUCGCCGUGUGGAUAUGUUCAUGGGGCUCAGUGAGGGCUUGUAGGGGCCGA
Penaeus vannamei (Pacific white shrimp) is the source of this 1213-nucleotide messenger RNA. RefSeq lists its product as uncharacterized. The record is from RefSeq and is a predicted model, not a curated record. Lineage: Eukaryota; Metazoa; Arthropoda; Malacostraca; Decapoda; Penaeidae.